AUGGGGCUUACCCUUAUUGGAAAAUUUUCUGGACCCAGACCCAACAUUGAUGUGGUUAGGGUAUUUGCAAGUCGUAGAUGGAAGCUCAAAGGACAUGUUGAUAUCUCUGCUCUUCCACGGGGUUUUUUCUCCUUUGUGUUCUCUUAUGUUGAAGAUAUCUUGGUCAUCCUUUGUGGAGGGCCAUGGGCUAUGGGAAGAUCUUCCCUUAUCCUAAAAAAAUGGGCUCCUAAUCUAGAUAUAUCAGAUGCCUUCUUUGAAAUUGUUUUUGUAUGGGUGAAACUUUUGGGGCUCCCUUUAGAAUAUUGGCAUGAAGAUAUCUUUAAGGGUAUUGCUGGAGUGUUUGGGGAGCUACUUUUUAUUGAUCCUAUGACAACUUCUAGGAAAAUAAUGGUUUACGCUAGGAUUUUCAUGGGGCUUAGUAGAUCUAAGGAUCUUCCUUCUUUAGUUGAUCUCAUUUCGAAGCUGGGAUCGGUGUGCCAGGUCAUUGAAUAUGAAUCACUGCCUUUUGUCUGUUUCUUAUGCAAGAAGGCUAGACAUUGGGUAAAGAGAUGCCCUCAGAACAAUAAGAUAGAGGAAAACGGUAUUAAAGGACCUAGGGUUUGGAAGUAUAAGCAAGUGUUGAAUGGGGAUCAGGGUAGUAAGGACAAUGACAAGCCUGAAAGGCCUAAUGAGGUCCAUGUGGAUAGCAAUGCUAGAGAAGAUAACAAGCUUCCUAGCAAUACUAUUGAGGCCCAAAGGGAUAGUAAUGUCAGAGGGGAUGCUCAUCACUCUGAGCAUACUAAGGGAACUGAGGAGAAAGGUCGGGAGGAAAAUGAUACUGAAAAUAUACAGGAAGUGUAG
Messenger RNA from Cryptomeria japonica (Japanese cedar), 840 nucleotides. RefSeq lists its product as uncharacterized. Gene Ontology annotation, molecular function: zinc ion binding; nucleic acid binding. The coding region runs from base 1 to 840 and encodes 279 amino acids. The transcript has a single exon. NCBI's taxonomy places the organism in Eukaryota, Viridiplantae, Streptophyta, Pinopsida, Cupressales, Cupressaceae. The record is from RefSeq and is a predicted model, not a curated record.